Adineta ricciae is the source of this 5874-nucleotide messenger RNA. NCBI's taxonomy places the organism in Eukaryota, Metazoa, Rotifera, Eurotatoria, Adinetida, Adinetidae. The record is from the annotation of a GenBank genome assembly.
AUGUCUCAAAACUACGAUCAUAACGAUCCGGAGAUAGUGGAAGCCAUGAAAUAUUUGGUUCUUCCACCUGAAGAAAAAAUUAAACUUCAAGCCCAACCAUUCGAUGGCAAGAAAGCAUGUUGGGUACCUGAUCCAAAAGAAUCUUAUGUUGCUGGUGAAAUCGUUAGCACCAAAGGUGAUGAUAUUACAAUUAAAACCAGUAAAGGCGAAACUGUUACAAUCAAAAAGGACAAUCUACAACAGAUGAAUCCGCCGAAGUAUUCGUGCACGGAUGAUAUGGCUGAUUUGACCCAUUUAAAUGAUGGUUCAGUUUUAGCCAAUCUUCGUGAUCGUUAUGGACGUUGGCUCAUCUACACUUAUUCGGGUCUUUUUUGUGUCGUCAUUAAUCCGUACAAACGUUUACCCAUUUAUACAAUGAAGGUAGUUAUGUUGUAUCGUGGUAAGAAACGCACUGAAGUCGCACCACAUCUGUAUGCCAUUGCUGACAAUGCGUAUUCGAAUAUGCUUCGUGAUCGUGAGAAUCAAUCUAUGUUGAUUACUGGUGAAUCUGGUGCUGGUAAAACUGAAAAUACGAAGAAAGUCAUUCAAUAUUUUGCUUUGGUCGCUGCUGCUAGUGUGAAAAAGGAAGAUAGUGGCAAAAAAACAAUGACGCUCGAAGAUCAAAUUAUUUCAGCUAACCCGGUAUUGGAAGCAUAUGGUAAUGCUAAAACAACUCGUAACAACAAUUCUUCACGAUUCGGUAAAUUUAUUCGAAUUCAUUUUGGUCCAACUGGCAAAAUCGCUGGUGCUGAUAUUGAAGUAUAUCUUCUCGAAAAAUCUCGUGUCAUCUUUCAGCAACCGGCUGAACGUAACUACCACAUUUUCUACCAAAUGUGUUCAAAUGGAAUACCUGAACUUCAUAAGCUAUGUCUUCUUACAAAUGAUCCAUCCAAAUAUCAGUUCGUAGCACAGGGUAUGCUCACCAUUGACGGUGUUGAUGAUGCCGAAGAAAUGCGUCUUACCGACGAAGCUUUUGACAUUCUUGGCUUUACAAAGGAUGAAAAGGAAAGUAUGUAUAAGUGCACAGCUGCUAUUAUGCACUUUGGUAAUUCUCAAUGGAAACAACGACCACGGGAAGAACAAGCCGAAGCUGAAGGCACAGAAGAUUGUGAAAAAGUUGCCCACUUACUCGACAUUGAUGCAGCUGAACUUAUCAAAGGUUUACUCAAACCUCGUAUCAAAGUCGGUAACGAAUUCGUCAACAAAGGUCAAAACAAAGAUCAAGUUGUCAACUCUAUUGGUGCUUUAUCGAAAUCGAUUUACCACCGUAUGUUUUGCUGGUUGGUCGAACGUGUCAAUGUUACGCUCGAUGUCAAAGCUAAACGACAAUAUUUCAUUGGUGUACUUGAUAUUGCUGGUUUCGAAAUUUUUGAAUACAAUGGUUUCGAACAAUUGUGUAUUAACUAUACCAAUGAACGUCUUCAACAAUUCUUCAACCAUCAUAUGUUCGUCUUAGAACAAGAAGAAUACAAACGUGAAGGUAUUCAAUGGGAAUUUAUUGAUUUUGGUAUGGAUUUACAAGCUUGCAUCGAUCUUAUCGAAAAGCCUAUGGGUAUUCUUUCCAUCCUGGAAGAAGAAUGUAUCGUCCCCAAAGCUACCGAUAAGACAUUCGUCGAAAAACUUUACAAUAAUCAUUUGGGUAAACACCCACAGUUUGGUAAACCAAAACCAGCCAAAGGUAAAGCGGAAGCACAUUUCGAAAUCCAUCACUAUGCUGGUUCGGUCCCAUACACUGCUACCGGAUGGCUUGAGAAGAACAAAGAUCCAAUCAAUACCACAGUUGCCACACUUUUUGCUAAAUCGAAAAAUGCCAUGUUGGCUCAUCUCUACGCUGAUGUUAUUGAAGAAGAAGGUGGCGGUAAAGCUGGUGCUAAGAAGAAAGGUGGUAGUAUGCAAACUAUCUCUGCUACUCAUCGUGAAUCUCUUAACAAACUGAUGGCUAACUUGAAACAAACACAUCCACACUUCGUUCGUUGUAUUAUUCCGAAUGAAAUUAAAACCGGAGGUGUUCUCGAUUCACAUUUGGUUAUGCACCAACUUACUUGCAAUGGUGUACUCGAAGGUAUUCGUAUCUGUCGUAAAGGUUUCCCGAACCGAAUCAUCUAUGCUGAAUUCAAACAACGAUAUGCAAUUUUGGCGCCAAAUGCAAUUCCAAAAGAAUUCGUUGAUGCCAAGAAAGCUACCGAGAAUAUUCUCAAAGAUAUCGCUCUUUCCGAAGAAUUAUACCGUUGUGGUACAACAAAAGUCUUCUUCAAAGCUGGUACAUUGGGUCAUCUCGAAGACUUGCGUGAUGCUGCUCUAUCGAAAAUCAUCGCGUCUCUACAAGGUCAAAUUCGUGGCUAUAUUAUGAAGAGAGAAUACAAGAAAAUGUUAGAACAACGUUUGGCUCUCUCUGUUUUGCAACGUAACAUUCGUAAAUAUCUAUCACUUCGUAACUGGGCAUGGUGGAAAUUGUACACGAAAGUCAAACCACUCUUGUCUGUUGCUCGUCAAGAAGAUGAAUUGAAGAAACUCGAAGAUGAAUUCAAGGCACUCAAAGAAACAUUUGAAAAAGAGGAAAAACUGCGUAAAGAAGUUGAGGAAAAUAACACAAAACUUAUUCGAGAAAAGAAUGAUAUUUAUCUCCAGUUGGAAUCUCAACGAACAACCAUGGGAGAAGCAGAAGAACGUUUGACUCGAUUAGCAACGCAAAAAGCUGAUCUUGAACAACAAAUCAAAGACAUGUCCGAGCGAAUCAAUGAGGAAGAAUCGAACUCACAAGAAUUAAACAAGAAGAAGAAGAAAUUAGAACAAGAUAUUGACGGACUUAAAAAAGAUAUCGAUGAUAUUCGUUUAAGUCUUCAAAAAUCUGAAAAUGAAUGCAAAACACGUGAUAAUCAAAUCCGUAUGUUACAGGAUGAGAUGGCACAACAAGACGAAAGCAUUGCUAAGCUAACACGUGAACGCAAACGAUUAGAAGAACAAAACACAAAGACUACUGAAGAGUUACAAGCUGAAGAAGAUAAAGUCAACCAUUUGACUAAACUCAAAACCAAACUCGAGCAAACCUUGGAUGAACUCGAAGGAAACUUGGAACGAGAGAAGAAAGGUCGUGCUGACUUAGACAAAGCGAAACGUAAAGUUGAAGGUGAUUUGAAAACCACUCAAAGCAACCUUGAAGAACUCGAACGUGCUAAACGUGAGCUCGAAGAUAAUCUCAAACGAAAAGAUCAGGAAAUUCAACAGAUGAAUGGUCGUCUUGAAACUGAACAAGGACAAGCUACAAGCCUUGGAAAGAAGAUCAAGGAAUUACAGGCACGUGUCGAAGAAGUAGAAGAAGAAUUGGAAAAUGAACGUCAAUCACGGGCGAAAACCGAAAAACAACGAGCUGACUUAGCGCGCGAAAUCGAUGAAAUGCGCGAUCGAUUAGAUGAUGCCGGUGGUGCAACAUCAUCUCAAGUUGAAAUGAAUAAGAAACGUGAAGCUGAAUUAGCUAAACUUCGCCGUGACUUGGAAGAGGCUAAUCUUCAACAUGAAGCAACAGCUGCACAACUUCGUAAGAAACAUCAAGAUGCGGUUAGCGAAAUGGGUGAACAAAUCGAUCAAUUACAAAAAGUGAAGAAUAAAUUAGAAAAAGAUAAACUCGCAGUCAAAUCUGAAUUAGACGAUUUACGAUCACAAAUUGAGCACAUCCAAAAAGGUAAAACUACUGCCGAAAAACUAUCGAAACAACUCGAACAGCAAUUGAACGACAUGCAUAUUAAACUUGAUGAGCACGCCAAACAAGUUCAUGAUUUUACUCAACAAAAAUCGAAACUAGUCAACGAAAAUUCAGAAUUACAACGACAACUAGAAGAUGUCGAACAUCAAGUUGGUGCGUUGGCAAAGGCUAAAUCACAAUUACAGCAACAAUUGUCGGAAGCACAACGCACCAUCGAUGAAGAAUUACGUGGCAAAGGUUCAGUUACUUCGCAAAUUCGUAAUUUAACUGCUGAUCUUGAUCAAGCUCGUGAACAACUUGAAGAAGAACUCGAAAGUAAAGUGGAUCUUCAACGACAAGUCACAAAACUUAAUUCAGAAGUUCAACAAUGGCGAUCUCGUUAUGAAUCUGAAGGUAUGGCUCGCACGGAAGAACUAGAAGAAGCCAAACGUAAGCUAGCCGCGAAAUUGGCUGAAGCUGAGGAACAAGUCGAAGCAGCUUUAUCAAAAUGCAAUGCACUAGAGAAAGUUAAAAGUCGUCUUCAAGGUGAAGUCGAAGACCUUAUGGUGGAUGUCGAACGUGCGAAUGCUAAUGCUUCGACAAUGGAUAAAAAACAAAAACAAUUCGAUAAGUUGAUCAACGAAUGGAGACAAAAGUGCGAAGAUAUUACUAUUGAAUUAGAAGCUUCACAAAAGGAAGCACGUCAAUUUUCAACUGAAUUGUUCAAGAUUCGGGGACAAUAUGAUGAAUCGCACGAACAAAUCGAAGCUCUUCGCAAAGAAAACAAGAAUUUAGCUGACGAAAUCAAAGAUCUCACUGAUCAAUUAACCGACGGUGGUAAAGGUAUACAUGAAUUGGACAAAGCUCGUAAACGUGCAGAAUUAGAAAAGGAAGAAAUUCAACUUGCCUUAGAAGAAGCCGAAUCAGCCCUUGAACAAGAGGAAGCGAAAGUUCUUCGCGUUCAAAUGGAAUUGGGUACCGUUCGUCAAGAAAUUGACCGACGUAUCCAUGAAAAAGAAGAAGAGUUCGAAACUACUCGUCGUAAUCAUCAACGUGCACUCGAAUCUAUGCAAGCCAGCUUAGAAGCAGAAACGCGUGCUAAAGCAGAAGCUCUCAAACAAAAAAAGAAACUUGAAUCUGACAUCAACGAACUCGAAUCAGCACUAGAUCAUGCUAAUCGCACCAACACCGAUCUACAAAAAUCACUUAAACGACUUCAACAAACUACAUCAGAAUUGCAAGCCCAAGUCGAACAUGAACAACAACAACGUGAUGAAGCCCGUGAAGCUGCUGCCUCAGCUGAACGUCGUGCAAAUGUCAUUGCUGGUGAACUAGAAGAAUUACGUACAGCUUUAGAGCAAGCUGAACGUGCACGUAAAGCUGCAGAAAUUGAAUUACACGAUGCUGCUGAUCGUAUUAGCGAAGUUAGCACACAUAAUGCAACAUUAUCAUCACAACGACGACAACUCGAAUCAACUGUUGCUGCCAUGCAAUCUGAUUUAGACGAAGCCGUCGCCGAAUUGAAGAAUGUUGAAGAACGCUCAAAGAAAGCUGAAGCGGAUACUGCUCGUCUUGCAGAAGAAUUACGUCGAGAACAAGAACAUUCGAUUGGUGUCGAACGAUUACGUAAAGGUCUUGAACAACAAGUUAAAGAUCUUCAAACACGUCUUGACGAGGCCGAAGGGAAUGUUCUCAAAGGUGGCAAACGUAUCAUCGCCAAACUUGAACAACGUAUUCAUGAAUUGGAAGGUGAAAACGAAAUGGAACAACAUCGCCAUCAAGAAACACUCAAAGAAUUACGCAAGAAUGAUCGUCGUUUGAAAGAACUCGUCUUUCAAGUUGAAGAAGAUCGCAAGAAUCAAUCACGUUUACAAGAUCUUUCAGAGAAAUUACAAAACAAGAUCAAAGUCUACAAACGUCAAGUUGAAGAAGCUGAGGAAAUCGCUGCACUUAAUUUGGCUAAAUAUCGCAAAGCUCAAACAGAUCUUGAGGAUUCAGCUGAACGUGCUGAUAUCGCUGAAAAUCAAUUGGGUAAAUUACGUGCUAAGAAUCGAUCAACAGUCAGUGCAAGUCGUGCACCAGGCGAUGAUUAUCGCGAAUCAACUGCAGCACGAGCUACUUCUAUGGUUCGUAGUAGCUCUGUUCGUCCACGUUAA